Molecule: messenger RNA, 447 nt
Organism: Aspergillus oryzae RIB40
Lineage: Eukaryota; Fungi; Ascomycota; Eurotiomycetes; Eurotiales; Aspergillaceae
Exons: 1
Coding region: 1-447 (148 amino acids)
Source: RefSeq, a predicted model, not a curated record
AUGUUGACGCUCGAAUCAGAAACUUACGAUCCCACGGAGCCAUUCUGGAAGGUUGUAAAGAUUAACCAAGCCCUUCAUUUAACCAAGGCGAAAACCCUCUCAGCAGCAGAGCAAUUAGUUGAGACGGAGAGGGAUAGUGCCAUUGAUAAACUUGGGCGAGAACUUAAGAACCACGUUCUCGACAGCGCACAUUAUGAGGCAUUACAAGACUAUGUUAUGCCGGUGACGGUGGAGACCACUACCGAUGAGCUUCCCAAUAUCACACAAGAAGAUGUUGCAGAGUUGCGCCAACAAGAAAAUUGGCUUGAUAACGAUAUCUUCCAGCCAAAUAAUCAUGAACAGGCGUGCGAAAGGUGUGUCCCGCAAGCCCGCGGCUACCCGGGAUGGUCCGGAGGGCUGUACUUAAAGUCUGGCAGCCAUGCGCUAUUUGGAGGUUCAUGGAGAUAA